Tripterygium wilfordii is the source of this 1576-nucleotide messenger RNA. RefSeq names its product GDP-mannose transporter GONST3-like. Gene Ontology annotation, molecular function: GDP-fucose transmembrane transporter activity; antiporter activity. Gene Ontology annotation, cellular component: Golgi apparatus. NCBI's taxonomy places the organism in Eukaryota, Viridiplantae, Streptophyta, Magnoliopsida, Celastrales, Celastraceae. Bases 198 to 1370 code for a protein of 390 amino acids. The transcript has 2 exons. The record is from RefSeq and is a predicted model, not a curated record.
UAAAACGUUAAAACCCGAAAGCUUUUGAACGAAAGAAGGUAUAAAACACUUCGCUUAACUGGUUACAGCUCUGCUAAUUUUGAUGCAAUCAGACUAAGCAAGAUCGACGGAAUCAAAAGAAAUCGGAAGCAAUUGCAGUUCUCUGUGGAAGGUUUUGGCUACGACAAUUUAACAAGGAUCGUCUGAAUCAAUUUCAGAUGUCUAAUGAUGAGGAGAAUCCUAAACUUGGUGAGACCAAUAAAAGUCCAGAAUUUUCUUCUUCCGCGAAUGAUAAUCAAGCAACAUGGUAUAAUGGCUUGCUCCAGCAAGCUUCGGUCUAUGGCGUUGCUGCUGGAUACUGCAUUUCAGCAUCUUUGCUCUCCAUAAUUAACAAAUGGGCUGUGAUGAAAUUUCCUUAUCCUGGAGCCUUAACCGCACUACAGUAUUUCACAAGUGCAGCAGGUGUUCUCAUUUUUGGGUGGUUAAAGUUCAUAGAGUAUGACCGGCUUGACCUUCUGACAAUGUGGCGGUUUGUACCAGCGGCUGUUAUAUUCUACCUUUCUCUCUUCACCAACAGCGAGCUUCUGCUUCAUGCCAAUGUUGAUACCUUCAUUGUCUUUCGUUCAGCGGUCCCAAUCUUUGUUGCAAUAGGGGAAUCCCUCUUCUUGCACCAGCCCUGGCCAUUGAUGAAAACAUGGAUAUCUCUUGCUACCAUAUUUGGGGGAAGUGUGCUUUACGUCUUAACAGACUACCAGUUCACUUUUAUGGCUUAUAGUUGGGCCUUGGCUUAUCUUGCGAGCAUGUCAAUUGAUUUCGUUUACAUUAAGCACGUGGUUAUGACCAUUGGUUUGAACACAUGGGGUCUUGUCCUUUAUAACAAUCUUGAGGCCCUCCUCCUGUUUCCUAUGGAAUUGCUUAUUAUGGGGGAAUUCAAUAAGAUCAAGCAUGAUAUUGCAGAUGAGUCAGAUUGGUACUCUUUUCAGGUAAUUUUGCCUGUAGCCUUAUCUUGUAUAUUUGGUUUAGCAAUCUCUUUCUUUGGGUUCUCGUGCCGGAGGGCAAUUUCUGCGACUGGAUUUACUGUGCUUGGUAUAGUGAACAAGCUACUUACAGUUGUGAUAAAUCUGGUUAUUUGGGACAAACAUUCCACGCUCGUGGGGACCGUUGGCCUUCUCAUUUGUACGUUUGGUGGGAUUAUGUAUCAGCAAUCUACAAGCAACAAGCCCAAAGCUGUGAAAGAAGCGAAAAUGCAAGAGAUUGAGGAAGAACAACAUAAGCUGCUUGAAAUGCAAAGCGACAUAAACAGCCAAAAUAGUUGCAACAACGACAACAAUAAAAAGGAAGUCGAUGAAUCAGGGACAGACAAGAUGCAUGUAAACCUUACCCCCACAUAAUUGUAUGGAGAGGUUGUUUCCUUGGAGUUGAAUUUAUAAUCUCUAGGGGUGCAACUCUACUAUUAGGUCACAUAUUCCUACAAAAUCUAUUCUGCAGAAAAAUCGUCUUCUGCUAAGAUGUCAAAUUGGAUUGGUUGAGGACUGUUUUUCAAUUGAUGUGGUGGGGGGAAUCUUCUAUUGAAUGGCCUUUACAGGCUCUUACUAUA